AUGGUGAAGCGCGGCUUCACCAGCACCACCGAGCGCGACGAGAACGUCGGGAAGCCCGUUUGGGUAAAGUGGAUCGAGCCACGCGGCAAGCAGAAGCACUACCACAAGGGCGAGGUUGAGUCUUUCGACGCCGCGACCCGGAUGCACACCAUCUUCUACGAGGAUGGAGAGAGGGUUCCCACGCGACUCGCGGAGCAGGAGGCCGCCGGGCUGCUCUCGUGGCACGCGCCCGGGUCAGCGGCGAAGACGCAGCCAGCGCCCGGCUCAGCGGCGAAGGAGCAGCCGGCGCGCAAAGCGGUGGCCGAGCCCGCGACGGGCCGCAAGCGGCGCCGCCAGUCGGACGCGUCUCCUCCCGCGCCCGAGCCCGCACCGAAAGUCGAGCCCGCCGCGGCGCCGGACGGCGAGUCCAAGUCGGCGUACGAGCUCGAGCGCGAGCGCAACAUCGCCCAGAACCAGGCGGCGCUUGCGGCGCUCGGGCUCGACGGCCCCUCCCUCACGCGGCGGCCUCCGCCUAGUCCCGAGGAGCUGGCCGCUCGGGCAGAGCGGGCGGCGCAGCUGGCGGCCGAGCGGGCGGCGCGGCUGCAGGAGGCGUUCGAGAACCGUCGCGCCUCCUCGCGGAUCGCCACCCGCCCGCCGCCCGCCGCCGCCCGCUCUGCCGACCGCUCGCUCGACCGCGCAGAGGCGGAGGCGGACCGGCUGAGGCGGCAGUCGCGGCGCAGGCCGGCGGCGGCAAAGGGGCGUGGAGGCAAGGCGGCGCCGGCGCUGACGGCGGCGCAGCUGGCCUCGCUCAGCGCGGCGGACGAGUGGCUGUGCGAGAUGGAGGAGUGGCUCUCUCCAAAGGUGUCGGACGCCAACCUGCGCAACGUGAUGAAGGUGGUCGGGAACCUCGCGAGCGGCGCCGGGGUCGUCCACCCGCUCACCGGCGCGCGCUUCCGGGAGGGCGAGCCCGUCUCCCCGUCGACCGACUUCGUCGCCCUCCGCGCCGAGGCAAACUCGUUCCUGCGGCCGGAGGACGACGCCGGGCACGGCUGGCGACUCGACCACCCGAUCGGCAAGUGCAUCCUCUUCCAGCACCACCUCCACGCCUCGCGGCGCUGA
Molecule: messenger RNA, 1098 nt
Organism: Emiliania huxleyi CCMP1516
Lineage: Eukaryota; Haptophyta; Isochrysidales; Noelaerhabdaceae
Exons: 1
Coding region: 1-1098 (365 amino acids)
Source: RefSeq, a predicted model, not a curated record